This is a messenger RNA of Mytilinidion resinicola, 3675 nucleotides long. RefSeq lists its product as uncharacterized. The coding region runs from base 1 to 3675 and encodes 1224 amino acids. The record is from RefSeq and is a predicted model, not a curated record. The transcript has 12 exons. NCBI's taxonomy places the organism in Eukaryota, Fungi, Ascomycota, Dothideomycetes, Mytilinidiales, Mytilinidiaceae.
AUGGCGGAGGAGUUGGAAAGCGUGAAGUUCAACGGCACCAAUUCAAUGGCCAUUGAGUGUCAAGACUCGAUCUUUGUCCCGCUGCGACCGCGCCAGAAGCGUACCCUGGACCACUCCCAAACUUUGCAGUCGCUGCAACCUCCCGGGGAAAUCAGCAAUGACAGCCCAUCGCCAGCAAAGAAAGCGAAGCAAGGACCACUGCCCGAUCAUGACGAGGGAGGCGUAGAGGAGGUUCCAAGGUCGAAUUCAGAGAUCGGUGCAAUCACUGCACAACCCCACGUGGAGGUCCUCUACACGCUCGUCAACGCGCAAACCAAACGAAUGAAGAUCGUGUCCGCCAGCGGCGCCUGGGACAUCAAUCUUCUCUUUCAACCGAAUGGCCAGGUGAAGAUCUCAUCCCCCAGCUACCCAACGGAGCUUCAAUUCCGCUUCGAUGCUCACGGCGAGCUGAACCUCAGUGUGAGCAGUAGCUCUACGGUUACGCUGCAUCUUAAGGCUGAGCUGCUCGAAACGAACGGAGAUGGGAGGAUUGUACUUCGCACACGUCCACAUGGAUACCGAUCUACAGUGUUCCUAUUCCUCAAGCUCUACGCCGAGUUAAGGAUUCAGAUCUACGACCUUGUACUUGAGGCGGAUGGUACUUCCGGGUGGCUGUCUAGUUACCGUGAACGCCAUCAGAGGUGGCUGGCUAAUUGCCGUGGAUCCCCACUGCAUCUUCUACACUGGAAUGAGCCUACCAUUAAGAUCAAGGGGCAUAAGUGGUGCCUAGGAUCGGCUCAGAAACUAUUAUGGAUCAAUCAACAGAUUCGUGCCGAAGUAUCAGCAAAGGUGUUCCAGGUGGAGACAAUCAGCUUCUUCAGGGAAGAAUUCAGUGAUCUCGACAUCUUACGCAAGGUGCUCUGGCAGAUCGGUGACGUAGGAAAAAAGAGUGUUAAGGAGUUGUCUUGGGUCAGGUGGUGGACUAGCAGCUGGGAUGGGGACAAGUCAAAGAAGAACCUCGAAAUUGAGGUCGUGUCUGACGUCGUGCGGCGUCUCCAAGAAUGCACGAAUCUCCAACGACUUACGAUCCAAAUUCCCGGGAGGAAAGGCCUAGCCCCGUCUAAACUGAGGUCAUCGCAGUUCAAAAGCAUUUGUGGAUUCGGUUUGCUUCGUACCAUCCAACACGUUCCGAACGUCGAGUUUCUGUCAAGUCCCAAUAUUCGCCUGACGAAGUGGCUGUAUAAUGGCAUGGUGCAAACAGAACUCGCGGGACCGCUCCACAACGGAGCAUUCGAGAGACCGAGGUGGAAUAGCGGGAUUGGCAUCAUCCAUAUUUGGACGUCCGAGCACGGCGGCAUACCGGAAGCAGACGCACCGCCACUUCAGCGCAAGCAUAUCCAGAUGGCCGACGGUUCUACUGCAAUCAAUAUCCACAGUCUAGCGCCAGGCCCACAGAACCGCGCCCUGUCCUUGGACGAGGGCCAUGGCACGAGCCGGUUUCGCGAAAAGUCUAACGUUGACGACAAGCGCGCGGCAAAGAAAGUGAGGCUGUCACGAUACCGGUCCGAUGAAGACGACGUAGAAGAGAUUCCGAGAACAGCUGAAGAAAUCAGUGCCAUCGGCACGCAGCCAGAUGGAGAGAUUGCCGAGGUACCUCUUAGUGCGCAUACUCAGCAUAUGAAGCUUGUGUCUGGUGAUCGGACCCAAGACGUCUCCGUAUCUCUCGAUCCUAACGGCAAUCUGAAGAUCAUUUUAGCUGGACAUCCAAUGGAGCUUGCUAUCCGCACCAAGCCAAACGGAGAAAUGAGGGUCAGCAUGAGCAGCAACUCCAAUAUCAAGCCUUACGUCAAGCAUAAGAAUCUCCAGAAUAGGGGAGAGAAGGAGGUAAUUCUUUGCGGACGACCAAAUCAAUAUCGUCGCUUCACCUUCCUGUUCCACGAGCUACCCCAAGAGGUACGUGACAUGAUCUAUAAGAAGCUCGUAUACAACGACAAGAAGGGGUGGGCGUCAAGCUGUUUGCGACGCCCUGGCGAGCCGGCUUUCACAGGCGUCUGUCACCCACAGAGUCCACAGGCUCUGGGUGUUGGUCAAAAGCUGCUCUGUAUAAAUAGGAAAAUCCGCGCUGAAGUAGCCAAGGAGUACUUUCGGAUCUCCAAGUUCGAUUUCUCGGAGGCGGAUCAUUGCUAUCACAAUCUAACGAUCGUGCGCGACGUGCUUGAGCAGAUGGGCGAAGUCCGUAGAGCGGACAUCACGCAGCUGCAAGGGAUCAUGUGGUGGACGCCAGCCUGGGACGACGAUGUUGGAGCAAAGUUAAAGCCAGGGCUAGGCAGUGGUCCAGGCCUCGCGGGUGAGGUAGUGCGCCUUCUCAAAUCUUGCCACAAGCUCGAAAAGUUGGAGAUUCAGAUUCCAGAAAACAAAGGACUGGUCAAGUCGAGGUUGAAAGAGAAGCACUUCGGGACAGUCUGCGCCUUUGACCUCCUCUAUUCCGUCAAGCAUGUUCGACAUGUCAACGUCCGUAGCCCUUACGAGGCGCUGUCAGAUUGGUUGCAGAAGGGUAUGCGCAAGAUAGAACAGCAACAUACGCUUGGGCACUUAGUCCACCACAAAAAGCACAUGCAAUAUUACGAGGAGGUGCUGGCGGCCGGCGGAACGCUUCAUAGGAGCGAGCAGAAACAUUACGCAGAUCUUCAGGCACACUUUCAAGCUCCACACCGCAAAGCCAAUGAAGCGGACACCGAGGAAGUUCCGAACGCAAUUCAUGAGACCGAGAUCGCCAUCGCGCAACGACAGUCUGACCGGAUAGGAUUUACAAUCUUUCCUUUCUUCAAGUUGCCCGCAGAGCUACGACUGGAGAUCUACAACCUCGUGCUCGACUCGGAUAACCUAAGGGGGGGGUCCAUGCGCGGUAGGUUUCCGGUCCAAAACAAACCCGGCCUGGUGUGCCGAUCCAUGGGGCGGAGGGCUCUAGGAGUUGCUCAAAAGCUCGUAUGGAUCAACAAGAAAAUUCGGACGGAAGUUGCAGCAGAGAUAUUUCGGAUCGAGACGUUCGACUUCGAUAGCUCAAGAUUUUGGAAUCUCGAAAUGGUGCGCGACAUUCUCAUACAGAUUGGAGAAGUCGGACGAGAUAGCAUCAAAGAGCUCCGAGCUAUUCGUUGGUGGCCGUGGGGCGAGGACUGGAAGACGGAGAACUCUCCGAACUCGGAGCAGUAUAGGGAAUGCGCCGCCGCCGUCGUGGAUCUUAUCAAGUCUUGCAAGAAUCUCGAGAGGCUGAGUAUCCGGCUCCCGUUCCAUGAAGCCAUCACACCGACCGUAUUGAGGCCGUCGGAGUUUGGAGAUCUUUGCGGUCUCGGCUUCAUCCUAUCUGUUACACACGUUCGACACGUGUCCUCCACUAGCGCAUACGCUGAUCUGGGAAAGCUUGCUACCUACUGGUAUACGUUACACGGGUUGAAGGACAAUAUGCAGUGGGGAGAGACCGAAGAGGACGUCUUGCGUUGGCAGGCGCUUGUACCAGACUCUUCAUCCUUGAAACACUUCCACGGGCAACACAACACGGCAUACUACAAUGAAAAGCUGAGGAAUGGCAGCAAGCUUUCUCUGGCGGAGGUGGUCCUGUGGGCUGAAAUCCAAAAAGCGGAGGCUGCUCUCAUAAAGGCGGUAUUUUGCAUAGAGCUGAAGCUACGAGAAACCAGAUGA